Messenger RNA from Fragaria vesca subsp. vesca, 895 nucleotides. RefSeq lists its product as uncharacterized. The record is from RefSeq and is a predicted model, not a curated record. The transcript has 2 exons. Bases 61 to 702 code for a protein of 213 amino acids. NCBI's taxonomy places the organism in Eukaryota, Viridiplantae, Streptophyta, Magnoliopsida, Rosales, Rosaceae.
UCGAGUUUGAGAGCAAAAGAGAAAAAAGAGAACUACCUACAUUCAAACAGAAGAACAAAGAUGGCUUGCUGGUCUGCUGAGAAUGCAACAAAGGCUUACCUUAAAUCCUUGAAGCUGGGCCGAAAAGCCAAUGAGCCAGAUGUGGUUGAGUUUGUUUCAGCACUAGCUGCAGGCAACAAUGCACAACUAAUGGUUGUGGCGUGUUCCGGUGCAGCUGACUACACCACACUAGCCUUGGUUGCGGCAGCGCAGCAAACCGGAGGGCGUGUGGUGUGCAUUCUCCGCGGUAAUGAAGAGCUGCACAUGUCUGAGAAAGUCCUUGGCGUGACGAAUUUGCGUCACAUUGAUUUUGUGAUUGGGGAGGCCCAAAGUCUUGUGCUGAACUAUUACAAGGAGGCUGAUUUUGUGGUGAUUGAUUGCAACCUUGAGAACCAUGAGGGGAUACUAAGGGCGGUGCAAAUGGGGAAGAAGCAAAAUGGGGCGGUUGUUGUGGGGGCUAAUGCCUUUACCAAAGGGUCAUGGCGGUCCGGUGGGGCGAAAACUCAGCUGUUGCCUAUAGGGGGAGGAUUGCUAGUGACAAGAAUUGCAGCUAGUACUACUGAAAGGAGGAAGUCUCAAUGGGUUGUGAAGGUUGACAAAUGCACAGGUGAAGAGCAUGUUUUCAGGGUUAGGUUUCCUCAUGGGAAAGGGAUUCAAGCAUAGGCUUAGUUUACUUGCAUCAUCAAUUGGUUCUGUCAUGGAGAAGACUUAAUUUUGCUUUCUGAUCAUAAGAAAUUUAUGGAUCUUAGUAUUAGAUAUAAGUAGUAGUUUAUGGAUCUUAUGAUUCAGAUCAUGGAACUUCAUUGAAGUGUAUAUAGCAAAUGAAAUGUACAUGUAGCAGCUAAUAUAUAUAGUA